Camelina sativa (false flax) is the source of this 672-nucleotide messenger RNA. The record is from RefSeq and is a predicted model, not a curated record. Lineage: Eukaryota; Viridiplantae; Streptophyta; Magnoliopsida; Brassicales; Brassicaceae.
AUGACUGGAUUAGGUUUUGAUCACUCCUUUCGGGUUGAUGUCGUAGGACAAAGUGGAGGGAUCUGGUUAUUGUGGUGGACGGAUGUCGGUUUGGUGUCAAUUGUUGAGUCCUCCGAACAGUUUGUUCAUGCUAGGGUGGAUGAUGGAGUGAAUCUGAUGCAUAUAAUCGUCGUCUAUGCAGCUCCUACACUGACCAGACGAUGUGGGCUUUGGGAUAAGAGGAGUGAAGUGAUUCAGGGGAUCAGUGAACCUUUUAUGGUGGGUGGUGAUUUUAAUACUGUUUUACGGCUGGAUGAACGGUCAGGCGGUAAUGGACGUUUGUCUCCCGAUUCACUAGAGUUUGGUUCGUGGAUUAAUGCUAACUCCCUGAUCGACAUGGGGUUUAAGGGCAAUAAAUUUACAUGGCGGAGAGGGCGUGUGAUUCAUAAUUAUGUGGCUAAGUGCUUGGACAGGGUGUUGUGUUGUGCUCAGACACGUCUAAGAUGGCACAAAGCAAAUGUGACGUAUUUACCCUUCUUGGCAUCGGAUCAUGCCCCAAUUUAUGUGCAGCUGAGUCCAGAGGUUCAGUGUGAUCCGCGGCAGAGACCGUUUAGGUUUGAAGCUACGUGGUUGUCCCGUCGUGAGUUUAAAGAUAUGUUGGCAUCGUCCUGGGAUACGGCGAUUACAAUAUAA